This is a messenger RNA of Nerophis ophidion (straightnose pipefish), 4671 nucleotides long. Its product is annotated as oocyte zinc finger protein XlCOF6-like. Gene Ontology annotation, biological process: regulation of cytokine production; regulation of immune system process; negative regulation of transcription by RNA polymerase II. Gene Ontology annotation, molecular function: RNA polymerase II cis-regulatory region sequence-specific DNA binding; DNA-binding transcription factor activity. The transcript is spliced from 4 exons. The coding region runs from base 1265 to 4189 and encodes 974 amino acids. The record is from RefSeq and is a predicted model, not a curated record. Lineage: Eukaryota; Metazoa; Chordata; Actinopteri; Syngnathiformes; Syngnathidae.
GUGUAAACGGAAAACAUCAGAAAGAGCACAUCGAAGGAGAAAGACGCUAAUAAGUCAGUCAUAUUAUUUGUUCUCCAGUUUGAAAUACUUACGUCGUAUAAAAUACAUCUUUGAUUCUUUAUUUAAGGAUAGAGUCGUCUCGAUGCGCUAGAAGCACUGUGCCGCUUCCCGUGCUAUCUUUGCUUGUUAGUUAGCUUAGCUCGCUAGUUAGCUUAGCUUGUUAGCUGCUAACAAAGAGACGCGCACGUUAUCAACACAUCUCUAAGUAGAGAUCAAGUGAUUGAUUGAUUUAUUGAUUCUUUUAUUAGUAGAUUACACAGUACAGUACAUAUUCCGUACAAUUGACCACUAAAAGGUAACACCCGAAUACGUUUUUCAACUUGUUUAAGUCGGGGUCCACAUUAAGUGUGAGUGUAAAGUGUUGUGAUUGUGUGAAAAUGUGCCAAAGAACCAUAGCAAAGUAUGAGGACGAAUUCACACAGUACUUUGUGGAAAGUAGCAUUUAAAAUACAAAUAAAUGAAAUUACAAUUUCAAAUAGAUAAAAGGCUAUGUAUAUUCCGAGUUAUAAGUAGCCACAACCUGUAAUGUAUUUUCUUUUUGAUAGGGACUUCCACAUAUUGGUGGUAUAGCAGGCAAACAAAUCAGAAUUUUUUUUCUGAGUGAAAUCUGUGUUGAAUGUGAUUUGUACAACUACCUCUGGUGUUAUAAUGGUGAAUAUAUUUUGACGUAUCUAGACAGGUACAUGGGUAUGUUAGUGGUAUGGUGUAUCUUGUACACCAGACCAACUGCAAGAAGAUGUACUCUGUCGGCCACCAAGAGCCUCCCAUGUUAAGGAAAUGGUUGGCGGAAAGGUGAGCCCGAGAUGGACAGUUAAGUAGAAGCCUAAUCAUUUGGUUUUGGGCUGUUUGGAGUUACUUUUUCAGGGCUUUUAAGGCGUCACGGUACCAAACAUGAACUCCGUAGUCAAAGUGAAGUUAAAUGAGUGCUUGUGUUAGAGUCUUAAAGGGGAACAUUAUCACCAGACCUAUGUAAGCGUCAAUAUAUACCUUGAUGUUGCAGGAAAAAGACCAUAUAUAUUUUUCAACCAAUUUCCAAACUCUAGAUGGGUAAAUUUUGGCGAAUUAAACACCUUUCUAUGUGACGUGUUAACGUGACGUCACAAAGGGAGUCAAUCCGCCAUUUUCUCAAACACAUUACAAACACCAAGUCAAAUCAGCUGUUAUUUUUCGUUUUUUCGACAGUUUUCCGUACCUUGGAGACAUAAUGCCUCGUCGGUGUGUUGUCGGAGGGUGUAACAACACCAACAGGGAGGGAUUCAAGUUGCACCACUGGCCCAAAGAUGCCAAAGUGGCAAGAAAUUGGACGAAAUUUGUUCAAAAUACGAGGGUGUGGGGAAAGCCGACGAAAUGGUCAGUGGUUUGUUCCGCACACUUUACCGACGACAGCUAUGCUACGACAGAGAUGGCAAGAAUGUUUGGAUAUCCACUGACACUCAAAGCAGAUGCAUUUCCAACUAUAAAGUCAAAUAAAUCUGCCGCCAGACCCCCAUUGAACGUGCCGAAGUGUGUGAGCUAUUCAGGGACAAAGGACCUCGAUAGCACGGCAAGCAAUGGCGGCAGUUUGUUCCCGCAGAUGAGCGAGCUAAACCCCCUGGAUGUCUUGGCUCACACCGCUUCUACCGAAGAUGAUCAAGUGAAGAAUAUGGGCCCUAGCUUCCCUGGCCUGCUGACAUCAACUCCAAAACUGGACAGAUCAGCUUUCAGGAAAAGAGAACGGAUGAGGGUGUUACAGGACAUUUUUUCGAACUCUUAUCAACAUUCCACUGAAGAGGAUGAUUAUCAAACUUUUUCAAGAGCGCAUAUUGGAGUUCAGAUAUACCCUGAUGUGAAGUCUAAAGAUGUCCAGCAGCCCCCUCACAUUAAAGAGGAAGAGGAGAAUCCACAGCCCCCCCACAUUAAAGAGGAAGAGGAGGAAGUGUGGAUGAGUCAGGAGGGAGAGUGUCCUGUAGGGCAGGAGGAGGCUGAUGUCAGCAAGUUUCCACUGACUGUUGUCUCUGUGAAGACUGAAGAGCAUGAAGACAAACCACCUGAGUCCUCACAGCUUCAUCACAGUCCAAAUGUCGAAGAACAUCUUUUUCGUGAGCAGGAAGAGGAACCACAGCCCCCCCACAUUAAAGAGGAAGUUGAGACGCCACAGACCCAUAAUGUUAAACUGACCCUUCACAUUAAAGGGCAAGCGGAGGACCCACUGAACUUACACAUCAAAAAUAAAGAGGAGGACCCACUGACCCCUCACAUUAAACAGGAAGAGGAGGACCCACUGAACCCUCACAUUAAAGAGGAAGAGGAAGACCAAGAUACGCCGCACAUUAAAGAGGAAGAGGAGGACCAAGAGCCGCCGCACAUUAAAGAGGAAGAGGAGGACCAAGAUACGCCGCAGAUUAAAGAGGAAGAGGAGGAAGAGGGCAUCAGUCAGCCUAAAUGGUUGGAGGAGUUCCCAGUGACUGGUGUCCCUGUGAAGAGUGAAGAUGAUGAGGUGAAAGGUGAAAGUGAGGAGAGGGGAGGGGGGGAGCCUCCAAGCAGCAGCUCAACACAACACAUGACAACAGAAGCUGAUGGAGACCACUGUGGAGGAUCACAAGCAGACAAGCUCUUAGCUCCACUAUCAGAUAGUGAGGACACAACGUCACACUCUCCUGACACUGAUGAUGAAGACUCUAAAGAUGAUAAGACAUGUCACACUGACAACACUCACUUCACAUCUUCUCACUCUCACAAAACCUUUAAAUACCAUUGUAGUCUGAAAGUACACAUGAAAACACACACUGGAGAAAAACGUUUUUCUUGUUCAAUCUGUAGUAAAGGUUUUACACAACGUCAGAAUUUGAAGGUACACAUGAGAACACACACCGGUGAAAAACCUUUUUCCUGUUCAAUCUGCGGGAAAGGUUUUAGAGAAAGUCAACAUUUGAAAAGACACAAGAAAACACACACUGGUGAAAACCCUUUUUCCCGUUCAACAUGUGGUAAAAGUUUUACACGAAGUCAGAGUUUUAAAGAACACAUGAGAACACACACUGGUGAAAAAACUUUUUCCUGUUCAACCUGCGGUAAAGGUUUUACACAAAGUCAGAGUUUGAAAGUACACAUGAGAGCACACACUGGUGAAAAACCUUUUUCCUGUUCAACCUGUGGUAAAGGUUUUACAAAAAGUCAGAGUUUGAAAAGACACAUGAAAAUACACACUGGUGAAAAACCUUUUUCCUGUUCAACCUGUGGUAAAGGUUUUACAAAAAGUCAGAGUUUGAAAAGACACAUGAAAAUACACACUGGUGAAAAACCUUUUUCCUGUUCAACCUGUGGUAAAAGUUUUACACGAAGUCAGAGUUUUAAAGAACACAUGAGAAUACACACUGGUGAAAAAACUUUUCCCUGUUCAAUCUGUGGUAAAGGUUUUGCAAGAAGUCAACAUUUGAAAGUACACAUGAGAACACACACUGGUGAAAAAGCUUUUUCUUGUUCAACCUGUGGUAAAAGUUUUACACAAAGUCAACAUUUGAAAGUACACAUGAGAACACACACUGGUGAAAAAGCUUUUUCCUGUUCAACCUGUGGUAAAGGUUUUACACAAAGUCAAAAUAUGAAAGUACACACUAGAACACACACUGGUGAAAAAUCACAUUCCUGUUCAAUCUGCAACAGAAGCUUUGGUGAACGAUCAACCCUUGUAAGACACAUGAGAACACACACUGGUGAAAAAACUUUUCCCUGUUCAAUCUGUGGUAAAGGUUUUGCAAGAAGUCAACAUUUGAAAAGACACAUGAGAACACACACUGGUGAAAAAGCUUUUUCUUGUUCAACCUGUGGUAAAGGUUUUACACAAAGUCAACAUUUGAAAGUACACAUGAGAACACACACUGGCGAAAAAGCUUUUUCUUGUUCAACCUGUGGUAAAGGUUUUACACAAAGUCAACAUUUGAAAGUACACAUGAGAACACACACUGGUGAAAAACCUUUUUCCUGUUCAAUCUGCAACAGAAGCUUUUGUGACCGAUCAACCCUUGUAAGACACAUGAGAAGACACUCUGGAGAAAAAGUGUUGAGUUGUGGUGUGUGUGGUGAAAGAUUGUCUUCUAAGUACCAGUGUAAGAAACACAAGUGUGCUGGUGAGAACAGCAGCAGCAAAUGAAACUGCAGGAUUUGAAAUAAACUGUCCAGACUUUCAUUUUGACUUUCUAACAACAUCAGCACAUAUAACAUGUGUGACAUUGUUGUUUGUCUAACACAAUCUUGUUAAUAUGAGUCUAACAUUUAUAGAUUAGAUAGUUGGAAAUAUAAAAGUAUUACUUAUUUGUAUUUGUAAUUGUUAAUAAUCCCAUAGAUUAUCACCUUUAUAUGAUAUACAUAUGUACUGGUUCACAUCUGAAACAUCUUCUGGACCACUUCAGGAAGCAUAUUAUUAUUUACUUUAUACAUCAUUUGAACAGUUGUCUUUUAUACAAUUUUAAAAUGUGUGACUUUAUGAAUCAUUUGUUGGGUCUCUAUAAUCCAUUUUAUUAUUCAUCUUUACUACUCUCUUUUGUAAUAUGAUGAUUGUGUUGUGAUUUUUUUAUACUUUAACUUAAUAUGUAUGUACUUGUACGUUUAUGCAAUAAAAAGUGAGAGAAAAUG